CACCGGAGUCACGUGGGGGCGGAGCGGCCGGGCCUCGUCACGUGACCCGCACCCCAGCUCGCCCUGGGAUGGAGUCGGAAGAGGGGGCGCCGCUGUGGCGGCUGCAGAAGCUCCCAGCUGAGCGGGGUCCGCAGCUUCUUCACAAAAUAAUUGAUGGCAUUUGUGGCCGUACUUAUCCUCUCUACCAGGAUUAUCAAAGUGUUUGGGAUUCCACAGAAUGGAUGCAUGUUCUGGAAGAUAUUACCAAAUUUUUCAAAGUUGUAGUGGGCAAAAAAUUAUCUGAUGAAGAGAUAUCUCAGCAAUUGAAUCAGUUGAAUUCAUCUCAUCAAGAAGCUAUCAUGAAAUGCUUGAAAAGUAGAAAAGAUGAAAUUAAGCAGACUCUGUUAAACGAAAUAGUUGAUAUUUCCUCUGCACAGCUACAGGAUUUUGAUUGGCAGUUAAAGCUUGCACUUUCCAGUGACAAAAUUGCAACAUUACAAAUGCCACUUUUAAACCUUCAUCUAGACGUAAAAGAAAAUGGUGAAGUCAAACCAUAUUCCAUCGAAAUGAGUCAAGAAGAGCUAAAGAACCUAAUAAAUUCCUUGGAAGCAGCUAAUAAGGUCAUCCUGCAGUUCAAAUAACUGGAAAUGAUGAAUCCCAGCAUCAUCAGAUUCCACUGUUACAGCUGAUAAGACAGCGAAUGCUGUGUGCUCAGAAAAUCUGCAAUAUGCUACUAUGCUACGCUGAGAAAGCAGCCGUGUUGAGAUGACAAAGAUAAAAAUUUAUCAAGUUCCCUAAAGAACAGGAAAUUAUGUGGUUGACAGGAAAUGCAUUAAAAAAUUAAAGAUAAAAAGCUAUAGUAGCAGUUUAUAUUUUCAUAAUGACUGUCCUGCCUCAUUUAUUAAAUAUUUGACAGAUCUUUAUAGAUACUGAGGUUUACUGAAAACUAAACAUAGGCUCUAAACUAAUGUUAACAUACAAAGCACAAAUAACUGUUUGCUAAAAGUAGUAUGUGAAUAGCAAAUAUGUGUAUUAUGGAUAUAUACAGUAUGUAUAUAUAUAUGACUAAUUUGUGAUAUUUUA
Molecule: messenger RNA, 1062 nt
Organism: Pipistrellus kuhlii (Kuhl's pipistrelle)
Lineage: Eukaryota; Metazoa; Chordata; Mammalia; Chiroptera; Vespertilionidae
Gene: COMMD8
Product: COMM domain containing 8
Exons: 5
Coding region: 69-620 (183 amino acids)
Source: RefSeq, a predicted model, not a curated record